Messenger RNA from Durusdinium trenchii, 1251 nucleotides. Lineage: Eukaryota; Dinophyceae; Suessiales; Symbiodiniaceae. The record is from the annotation of a GenBank genome assembly.
AUGGCUCAGAAACCUUUUAUCCUGACUAUGGGCAGCUCGGGCGUCGGAAAAUCAUCCCUGCUCAAUGCACUGGUGGCCGACAAAGAAGCCUUUGGUGUCUCCAAGGACGCCAAGGCAGGAGAAAAAGAACCCAGAGUGGUGGAAAAGGAUCACUUGAAAGUCAUGGACUCGGGAGGUUUCGCAGACCCUGAUGGCAAAGACGCUGAGAUAGGCGUGAUGCUCUAUGAACAGUUUAAAAGACGCGGUGCUCCAUCAGCCAUUCUUCUGUGCUCAGCGGGUGUUCGCUAUGACGAGAUGUGCCAAAGGGUGGUAGGUUUCCUGCAACGCGUUUUUGGCGAUCAGGCACUCAGCCGUAUCAUUUUUGUACUGACGCAACACCCCCUCGACGACAAAAGCUUGAAGAUGCAUGAAAAGGAGGCAGGUAGAGAGGUCCCAAAGCAGCCGGAUGACGAAUGGAGAACCGCGAUUGUUCAAAGGUGGAGAGAGGAGCUUUCUACAGGUCUCAACGAACAAAUGAAGAAACACAAAUGGCUUGGUGGUAUGGCCGCAGUGCCCGUGUUCAUCUUGGAUAGUCAUGCAAAGCUUUUUGAUGACGUUGCUGAUGAUAGUGAAGUCAACGUAUUUGAUGAACAGGUGAAACUCAUGCUAGAGCUCAGUACCAAAAAACCCUUGAGCGUGUUGGAGAUCCUGGACAAAAAGCUCAGGGAUUUCUUGGAGGUUGGGGUCCCCCAGUUGGUUUCAGACCUCUUGCAGCAGGCAGACAAGAGUGAAGAGGGGCAGCAAAGUUGGUUCCUGCAGGCUUCAUACAUAAAUUGUUUGCUGUCACAGCUUGAUGACCCCGAGAAAGGUCUCGAGAAAACAUUAUGCAAGAAGCUAGGAGCUAUAGUGGUGCAAGAGAUCAAGGAUGACAUGAAAAGGCACGGUAUCACAGAAAGCGGAGUAAAGAAGAUACAAAUGAAAGGGUUGUGCAAGACGGGCGACGGGAUCACCUUUGGAGUGCUUUUUGGUUCAAUAGCGUUUGGCGUCGCAAUCCCAUUGAUUGGUAUCGCCAUGCUGGUCCAGUCCUUGGUCCACUCGUUGAAUUGGAGUCGUCAACGCACCAUUGCAGACCUGCAGACACACAUUUGCAAAAGUCUUAAAGAAGAAGGGAACAAACACCUACAUGAUGCCGCCAUGAGACAUUUUUUCGACUACAGCACGGCUGCUGCAAAUUGGGACACUCACCUGAAGGCGCUGAGCAACUCUAGCUAG